AUGUGGAUAACGGGACAUAUCACCACAGGCAUCUCUUGGAUGGCUUUCAGUGACCAUUGGUUACUCGGGGGUAGUCUUGGGUUCCAUGACUUGCGGCCAAACUCUAACCAUUUGAGUGAAGCGUUUAUGAAUUCCUGUAAUUACAUACAAAAAGGAGUGAAUAAGACAUAUACGACUACUAAUAGCAUAAUAAUGUCUCAAAUCUAUAGUAAAGACUCUUUGGACAGAUUUGGUGACGAUUUGUGUCAACACUUAUUGAGUUACCUAUCAUUUGAGGACCGAUUCACAUAUGAAUGUCUGUCCAAACAGUGGCAACGAGUCGGUUAUCCAAAAUGCGGGAAUUACGGGAACUACAGCUUUGUUUUCAAGACGGAUCCGAAAAUGCGAUUGGAAAUAAGUGGCGAUUUGUUUGACUCCGAUAUCGUAUUGCCUAACGAUUUGUUCAUUGAUUUCAAACGAUUAACACAUUUGACGAUUGGUUUCCCCAUUAAUGAGCAUUUUGCCACAAAACACUUCAUACACUCGUCGACUACUGUACAUAAGCAUCGGAUUGGGUGUCCAGUAUUGGUGUAUAUAUCGAUGGAUGAUGUGGUGGCCAACCCCUGCAAUACUAUGGCAUUUGUCGAGGAGUUCAGACAAAUGGGAAAAUGUCUCAAAUCUAUGCGAAAGACUCUUUGGACAGAUUUGGUGACGAUUUGUGUGAAUAUGUGUUGUCUUUCCUAUCACUUGAAGACCGGUUCCGAUUUGAAUGUCUGUCCAAACAGUGGCAGAGAGUGGUAUUCAAUACACAAACACGACUCGAAUUGA
Oppiella nova is the source of this 807-nucleotide messenger RNA. NCBI's taxonomy places the organism in Eukaryota, Metazoa, Arthropoda, Arachnida, Sarcoptiformes, Oppiidae. The record is from the annotation of a GenBank genome assembly.